CACAGCUGAUCACAUCUGUCACGCUGACAGAGGAGAGGAGAGCCGGUAAUCGGCUUUCCGCGGAGGGGACAUGUACCCUGAUCAUCAGGGCACUAAUGAUCAGUGUGCCCUGAUGAUCAGUGUAGCCCCAGCAGUGACACCUGUCAGUGUCCAUCAGUGCCAGCUGUCAGUGUCCAUCAGUGCCACAUCAAUGUCACAUAUCAGUGCCUACCAGUGCACAUCAAUGCCACAUAUCAGUGCCCAUCUGAGCUGCCUUUCAGUGUCACCCAUCAGUGCCACCUAUCAAUGCCAAUCAGUGCCACCUAUCAGUGCUGCCAAUCAGUGCCACCUAUUAGUGCCAGUCAGUGCCGCCUAUCAGUGCCAUGUAUCAGUG
Messenger RNA from Staurois parvus, 373 nucleotides. NCBI's taxonomy places the organism in Eukaryota, Metazoa, Chordata, Amphibia, Anura, Ranidae. The record is from the annotation of a GenBank genome assembly.